Callithrix jacchus (white-tufted-ear marmoset) is the source of this 2173-nucleotide messenger RNA. It is a transcript of the gene TEX52, whose product is annotated as testis expressed 52. Lineage: Eukaryota; Metazoa; Chordata; Mammalia; Primates; Cebidae. The record is from RefSeq and is a predicted model, not a curated record.
GAGCCUCAGGAGAGGGACUCCUCUCUGUGUCAUCACUCAGGUAGCAUCACCAUAGCAAUCCUAGGAGUAAACAAUGGUGCCAGAAAGGGCUUCCCCAUAAAGCCAUCCUCCUAGCUCUGAACCCCAGAAGAAUGGCCAGUAACCAGCAAAGAUCACUCAGAGGGCCAAAUCACCCAUCUCAUGUGGAAGAACCAUUCCUGCAGAUGGUCCAGGCCAGUGAGAACCUCCUGCCCUCCCAGACGUGGGCUCAGCGUGAGUUCUUCCUGCCCAGUGAGUCCUGGGAGUUCCCUGGUUUCACCCGGCAAGCCUACCACCAGCUGGCCCUGAAGCUGCCGCCCUGCACAGAUAUGAAGUCGAAGGUGCGGCAGCGGCUCGUCCACCCUUGGAAGGGUGCCACCCAGCACACCUGGGGCUUUCACACGUGGCUGGAUGUGGGCCGUCUGCCUGCCACCUUCCCCACCCGGCCUGACAGGCCCUACGAUAGCAAUGUCUGGCGCUGGCUGACUGACUCCAAGGCCCACAGACGUCCCCCCGCAGAGCACCCCAUCCCCCCUCCCUCCUGGAUGGGGCAAAACAGCUUCCUGACCUUCAUCCACUGUUACUCCACAUUUGUGGACAAGAAUAGGAAGAAGCAGGUGAUUUUCAGGACAGUGAAGGAGUUGAAGGAGGUGGAGAAGCUCAAGUUGAGGAGUGAGGCAAGGGCUCCUCCACUAGAUGCCCAGGGCAACAUCUGGCCUCCGGCAAACUUCAAGAAGUACCGGCACAUAUCAGAUGGUGGGAGGUUUGAACCCCAGGGCCUCCAGCUCUUGCCAAACCCGUUUCCCAGUAAUUUUGCCAGGAGCUGGCCCUGCCCGAACCCUCUGCCUCACUACCAGGAGAAAGUGCUAAAGCUGGCCUUGCUGCCCAGUGCGCCCCUGAGCCAGGACCUCAUAAGAGAUUUCCAGACCCUAAUAAAGGACAGAGUUGCCCUACCCCUCCACCAUCUCUCCAAGGCACAAGCUCGCAACACCCCAGCAAGGAAGAGGCAGAGAAGACCUGGACACUUCUAAAAAGGCCUCCAGAUGUGUGGGGACCAGAGCCCCAGGCUCCAGUGUUCUCAAUCAAUGCUCCUUCAGCAAGAAGCCUGGGGUAGCAGAAGGACUCUGGCUUCUACAGAACAGCCUCUCCACCACCCUCCCAACCUCAAGCCAUCUCUGUAUCCUGGCUAUUGCAAUUGAAACUCGAAAUUGUUAUAUGUUUUCCUUGGAGGACUCUCACCAAAGGUGGGAGAACUGAGGCCAGGAAGCUGGGUAGAGCAGGGAGCAUGGGAGGGAGGGGGGCUCCAGUUCCUAAGGAAGAAGAUGUGUGUGUGUGUGUGUGUGUGUGUGUGUGUGUGUGUGUGUGUCUGUUGGGGUUAGGGAAGAUAUGCGGUAAGAAACAUGAAUAACAAGAAGCUAUCUCCACUCUCAUAACCCAUUGGGAAUGAGGCUGGGAUUGGGCAGGGUACAGAAAGCCUCUUAGCCAAAAAUAACCACAAUGCCAUCCCCUCCCUGAUCAUCUGAUGUCUGGACAAAGACCAGACGCAGCUGUGCUUCGUUGCAGGGCCCCAUGCAGGUUUGGAGGAGGAGAGGUCAGGUCAGGGCUGGUGCUGGAGAAAGGGAGAGUCAGGCCCCAGGAAGGCUGACCAGGUCUCAUCAGAGGAACAAGAGUAGAACAAAGUGGAGCUUCAAGGUAAAGGAGUGGUCUCUCCCUUGGGGGAAGGCUGUGGAGGACUUAUGCCAAAAGAGCAGUCAGCCCAGAGGCCUUGGGCCUCAGCUUUUUCUAUCAGGGAAUCCAAGACCAGGGCUAAAGUGGAGGCAGGCAAAGCAACAGUCAGAAUGGUGUUGGCCCUGGCUGGGGUGGAGAUGGCUAGGGAGGGCAAUGGGAAGGUGGAUGGAGGGGAAGAAGCUAAAAUGGGGGGGCCCUACCUCACCUCCUCCCACCCCCAUCACAUCCCCAUGGUGAGGGUCAGCACCCGCUGGGCUUCUCUUGGCCUCUUGCCCAUGGCCUUCUUUGUCUCCAUUUCUCUCAAGCCCUGCAGGCACUUGGGAAUCAAGACACCACAGGGUUCUAGCACUGCUUUAACCAGUAAGCAGUUAUGUGACCUUUGGAAAAGCCGCUAUUCCCUCUGGCUUUCAGGUUCCUCACCUGCACA